Molecule: messenger RNA, 711 nt
Organism: Gigantopelta aegis
Lineage: Eukaryota; Metazoa; Mollusca; Gastropoda; Neomphalida; Peltospiridae
Exons: 2
Coding region: 1-711 (236 amino acids)
Molecular function (GO): nucleic acid binding; zinc ion binding
Source: RefSeq, a predicted model, not a curated record
AUGAAUGCAGAACAUGAAGCUGUCAUGAUAGUAACACGAUACAAUACAUCCACUCUUCCACAAUCGAUUACGGCUGGAUACCUCAAUGUACCUGUUGAGCCCUUUGUUCUGAAUCCCCUUCGCUGUUUCAAGUGCCAGAAAUAUGGUCAUGGCCAGAAUGCCUGUCGAGGUAAACUUACAUGUGCUCGUUGUGGUCAGUUUGACCACGACAGCAAAAGAAGCCAACAGGACCUUCUGUGUAUAAACUGCAAGGGAGAUCACUUCACUUACUCGCGAGAGUGUCCGAGGUGGAAAGUGGAAAAGAGAGUUCAACAGGUUAAAGUUAAGAAACGUUUAACCUUUGCUGACGCCAGAAAACUGGUGGAGAUUUUACAACCUGCCACAGCAGCAAAAUCAUAUGCUGCUGCAGUGAAGGUUUCCAGCAGAAGCAUAUCUGUCAAUACUGAUUUGACAUGGCCAUACAAUGAGGUUACGUUUAAAAAGCUCUCUCAUAGAGAGAAAACAGUUAAGCAAGCUGCAAAAGCUGUUCCGCAGCAGAAUGAAGCUACCCAGAAAAAGAAAAAUGUUUCUACUGUUUCAGCUUCUACCAGUAUGACCCAGGUAUCUUUGGAUUCUCAGAAUCCACUAGGCAAGCCGAGUGCUGGGGUACCAGUCCCCAGUCUCGCAGGGAAAGAUACCAAGAAACAAACUAAGGAUUGUCGUUCGGGAUGA